UUUCCAUCCACUUCUCUUCACAGAGAUUAUACAUACGCAAAGUGAAAGUGGUCAGGUUUUUCUCGAGUGAAAAUGACAACGCCAGUGACACCGGUGACGCCGCCGCUUAAGGAUGAGUUGGAUAUAGUGAUUCCGACGAUAAGGAACCUGGAUUUCCUCGAAAUGUGGCGCCCAUUUUUCCAGCCAUAUCAUUUGAUUAUUGUUCAAGAUGGAGAUCCCAGCAAAAAAAUCAAUGUCCCCGAGGGAUUCGAUUAUGAACUCUACAAUCGGAAUGAUAUUAACAGGAUUCUCGGCCCCAAAGCCUCUUGCAUCUCCUUCAAGGAUUCUGCUUGCCGAUGCUUCGGAUUCAUGGUUUCGAAGAAGAAGUACAUCUAUACCAUUGAUGAUGACUGCUUUGUGGCCAAGGAUCCAACUGGGAAAGAGAUCAAUGCAUUGCAACAGCACAUUCAUAAUCUGCUUGCACCAUCGACGCCCUUCUUCUUCAACACACUGUACGAUCCAUACAGAGAAGGGGCUGACUUUGUCCGUGGCUAUCCAUUUAGCAUGAGGGAAGGAGUGCCAACUGCCAUCUCACACGGGCUCUGGCUUAACAUUCCUGACUAUGAUGCCCCGACUCAGCUUGUCAAACCUCGUGAGCGCAACACCAGGUAUGUAGAUGCUGUUAUGACAAUUCCCAAAGGGACUCUCUUUCCUAUGUGUGGUAUGAAUCUCGGGUUCGACAGAGAACUUAUUGGCCCUGCUAUGUAUUUUGGACUCAUGGGCGAUGGCCAACCUAUCGGUAGAUAUGAUGACAUGUGGGCUGGCUGGUGUGCUAAGGUAAUCUGUGAUCAUCUUAGUCUUGGAGUUAAGACGGGGCUGCCGUAUAUCUGGCACAGCAAGGCUAGCAACCCAUUUGUCAAUCUGAAGAAGGAAUACAAGGGUAUAUACUGGCAAGAGGAAAUUAUUCCAUUCUUCCAGAAGGUAACCUUCUCAAAAGAAUCCACAACUGUUCAAAAAUGCUACAUUGAGCUUUCCAAGAUGGUGAAGGAGAAGCUCAGCCCAGUCGACCCCUACUUCCAAAAGCUCGCAGAUGCCAUGGUUACUUGGAUCGAAGCUUGGGAAGAGCUCAAUACGCCAGCAAAGUCUGCUCCGGUAGCCAAUGCUGAUCCCAAGAAGAAGUAGACCGCUUUCUUUCUAAUUUCUUCCAUUCAGUUUUAAGAACUUCUAUUCUCGCCAUCACCUGUUUUCAUAUCGUCUUUUAUGUUUUCGCAAUCUUACUAGAGAAAAAUGGCUCGCGUCAUUUUUUACGGCUUGGACUUAAGUUAUUUGAUAGCAUAUUUGUUGGCUGGAACCUUCUUAUGAUAAGCUAUAUUUCCAAUAAAUUUGUUUCUAUAAUUUGCAAUAAUGA
Molecule: messenger RNA, 1387 nt
Organism: Olea europaea var. sylvestris
Lineage: Eukaryota; Viridiplantae; Streptophyta; Magnoliopsida; Lamiales; Oleaceae
Product: UDP-arabinopyranose mutase 2-like
Exons: 4
Coding region: 73-1161 (362 amino acids)
Biological process (GO): UDP-L-arabinose metabolic process; plant-type cell wall biogenesis
Cellular component (GO): cytosol; Golgi apparatus
Molecular function (GO): UDP-arabinopyranose mutase activity
Source: RefSeq, a predicted model, not a curated record